GAAUUUUUGAUUUGUAAAUUAAUGAUAAAAAAUCUAACAAAAAUAUUGUUAUAACAUUUUUUAUAUUGAAGCAGACUAUAUAAUUACUAAUGGGUUCUGUUCUAACGGAAGAACAAGAAAAAAUCUUUCAUUUAUUGAGGUUAGAAAAAUGUUGUUUAAGAUGUUGUUUACGUUUCACUGGUUUCCACAAUGCCAAAUAUUAUCAAGAUAUGGACAAAUUGAAAAAUCUUGUACAAUCUUCAGAAGCGAAGAAAGUAGAAGAAAAUGAUCUUCCCUGUAUCGCUUGCUUAGGUAUUCUUCAAUCUAAAGUAGAAGAAAGUUUAAUAGAAAAAAUUAAACAAGAAGUACAAAAUGAAAAUUAUGAUUGUUCGACGUUUACUUACGGUUUAAACGUACCUCUAUCUCUGCUUCUCAGAGAAAGAUCUUUGCAUAUUUAUAUUGCCGAAAAGUUAAAUCUAACUAAAGAUAAUUAUACCCUUAAAUAUGGAACGCUUAAUGUCAAAGACAUAUGGAGAUGGAUCAAUCUUUCUAAACUGGAAGAUAUUAUUGGUAAACGUCCUGAUCUUUCAACACCGUCUCCGUUUUUAAUAGACAUUUCUUUUUUAUAUAAAAAUGAUGAAAAUGAAUGUUGUACAAUAUUAGAUCAAUAUCAUAAAAUAGUAAGAGUGUUCAAGAAAAGAAAGUACGGUCAAAAUAAAUGUAGUAGAAAUAGCAUAGAAUCUGCGAUGAUUAAUAUAACAGAUGAAAUGUUUCAAAAGUAUUACUCAUUUCCACCCGUGCAACCAGAUACUUUUAUAGACAUUGGAAAAGUCUUGUGCACUCACAGUAGUAUUUAUAUAGGAGGACGUUAUACUAAGCUUUCUCGACAACUUUCUCAAACGCCUUGGUUCAUAUACGGUAAAAAGAAAAUGGAAACAUCUGUGCAAGACAUAAUAUGUGAACCCAUUAUAAAAGCUGUCGGAGCUAAAUCAAUCAAAUUUCAAGCUUCUGGAAGAGAAGAUGUUGAUGUAAGAACCCUAAAUUCCGGUAGACCAUUUGCAAUUGAAUUAAUAAAUCCUCGAAUUACGAAGAUAAGUACUGAACUUUUAUCAAACUUGGUAACGAUAAUCAACGAUAGUUCUACGCAAGUUAAGAUAACUAAUUUGAAAUUACUAACAAGGGACGAUUUAAAAAGGUUAAAAGAAGGUGAAACUGAUAAAACAAAAUCUUAUCGAGCGCUUUGCAUAUGUCGUAGCGCACCGCAAAACACGUCGAGCAUUGAAUUGUUAAAUGAGUUAAAAAAUGUGGAAAUAGUUCAAAAAACACCGAUGCGAGUUUUGCAUAGACGUCCAUUGGCUCCCCGUGUACGUUACAUAUACAAUAUGCGCGCUCGAUGGGCUAGACCACAAGAAUUACUAAAUUUACCAAACGCACCCACCGAUAUCGAUAAUAUGUUUUUUGUAUUGGAUCUAAGAACACAUGCUGGUACUUAUGUCAAGGAAUUCAUUCAUGGAGAUUUUGGACGAACAAAACCAAGUUUAUCAGAUCUUUUGAAUAUCGAAGUAGAUAUUGUUGCAUUGGAUGUUAUAAGCAUUAAUUUAGAUUGGCCAUAAAAGACUAUUAUCUACUUCCUGCAUCAAGAAAAAAUAACAAUGAAUUAUGGAAAGAGAUCACCAAGUAUGGGAACACCUUCGGUUUAUUCUCACGUUACAUCAAGGAGUAGCGCAAAUCUCAGAUCUUCUAGAUCUGUACGCAGUGUUAAAAUACCUUGGUAUCAAAAACCAAUUUUAAAGCACGCUUAUAUACUAGACAUUCAGAGAGGAGCUAUGCUCGUAGCAGUAUUUGCAUUGUGUUUGGCACUUUUCACCAUGUGUACGGUAAUAUUCGACAUCUAUUGCCUUUCUCAAGCUACGCCUGGUUCUACUCAUUACGGAUACUAUAUUAUAUCGUAUGAAUUUGUUUAUAUUGGCAAUCAACACGUUCGUAAUGCUCUCAUAGUUUUUGCCUUAUUCUCUAUGAUUGGUGGAAUAGUCGUUUUUAUUACUUCAUUGAUGCUUAUUACCGCAUUGCGUAAGGAAUACGAAAAGAAAAUGGUACCGUGGUUGUACAGUUUUGCUGCAUUUACAAUAUUUCGUCUUUUUGCUUUUCUGUUCUUCAGUAUCGUCAAUGAUUUGAUAUUUGCAUACAAUAUCAUAAUAUGUUUAUUGUGGAUAAUAUUUAUUUCAUUUUCCGUUUAUGGAUGGUUAAUCGUAUAUUCUCUAUAUAUUGAACUAAGCGACCUCACUAGAUUAGAAGACUUAGCACACUUGAGGAUCGGUACUAUGCAAUCUUUAAAUGCAUCGACAACGCACUCCAUUGCCGGUUCUAGGCCUACAACGCCGCAUAGCACGGUAUCGACAAUGCCUGUCAAUUAACAUUUUUAUUACAUACUGUUCUUAUAAUGGGAAGUAAGAGAAAUUUCCUACUUGUGACCGAAUGCAUUUUUUACGCAUUCAAAAUUCUAUCGAAUCUCAAAUAUCAAUUCCGUCCCAAUGUUUAUUAAAAAUAUAUUUAUAGUAUAUAGUUAUUAUAUUUAAAAAUAUCAAUAAUUAAUAUUAUCACACAAUAAUACAUAUUAUUGUGACGUUAGUGAUAUAAAAUCAUAUGUUAAAAUAAGUAUUAUAUAUAUAUAUAUAAAGUAUUGUAAGUAUUUUGAUAAAGUCAGAUUUUUAUAUAUACGUAUAUUUACAAAAGUUUCUAUGUAUAUUGUCAGAGUAGUAUAAAUAGAGAUAGUAGAUUUCUGAUCGAAAUUGAAUAAAAUACUUGU
Messenger RNA from Polistes dominula (European paper wasp), 2785 nucleotides. It is a transcript of the gene Pus10, whose product is annotated as Pseudouridine synthase 10. The record is from RefSeq and is a predicted model, not a curated record. Gene Ontology annotation, biological process: tRNA pseudouridine synthesis. Gene Ontology annotation, molecular function: RNA binding; pseudouridine synthase activity. NCBI's taxonomy places the organism in Eukaryota, Metazoa, Arthropoda, Insecta, Hymenoptera, Vespidae.